This is a messenger RNA of Kwoniella shivajii, 321 nucleotides long. RefSeq lists its product as uncharacterized. Gene Ontology annotation, cellular component: NuA4 histone acetyltransferase complex. The transcript has 4 exons. The record is from RefSeq and is a predicted model, not a curated record. NCBI's taxonomy places the organism in Eukaryota, Fungi, Basidiomycota, Tremellomycetes, Tremellales, Cryptococcaceae. Bases 1 to 321 code for a protein of 106 amino acids.
AUGAGUCAAUCUGGCCCACCUGCGGACGCCAAGCAAGCACAAGCAGCGGCUUUACAAGAGCUUGAAGCAGCUCAACGAAGAAAGCGAACAAUUGAUACAUCUUUAGCCAACUUGGAGCAUUCCAUAUACGCAUUCGAGGGUAGUUACCUGGACGAAACUGCUGCUUCAGGUGGAAAUAUCAUCAAAAAGAAGAUUGAGGUGACUGAAGGAGAUAGACUAUUCAGUACCAGUAGUGGAACCUAUCAGCAGAGCCUAGCUGCUAAAAGACAGCAGGAAGCUGAUAUGAUGGCUUACGUUUCCAAGCAUCCACCUUCGAAGUGA